AAGCUGUCAUGCCCCAGAGAGGAAGUGGUCUCUGUUGGAUCGCUACGCACGACUCAAACAUCCACGGGUCCUCCUGGAUUGUAAAGAAUGCAGAGAAAGAUUCCUAAAAAUGUUCCUACUUCCAAAAUAGCUGACAGAAGAGCCCAAAAUGGACUGCGUCAUCCUAUUUUUAUUAGUGCCAUUCCUCAGAGCCAUUUGUGAUUGAGGGCUCUUGUGCAGAUAAGAGCUGGUUCCAAUUAAAAGACAAGUAUCAAUACCAUUAUGUGCAUUUCUAUAAGCGGGCAGCUCUCUGGAGAAUCCUCUGGCAUCUGACUUGAUGAUUUCCUAGUGCAAAUAGUUUUUUAUGUUAGUUGUCAAAUUGGAAUUAUGGGUUUGUUUGGAGGAGGUGAUAAGGAGGGAUUGGCUGUUCAAACUGGUGGGCAAAGAAACAUUCCCUGUUGGGAAUACAGACACAAAAGCAACCAUACAUAUUGAGGCGGUCACUGGGUUUUCCUAUGAGUACACACUGGAGAUCAACGGAAAAAGUCUCAAAACAUUUUUGGACAACCGAUCAAAGAUUUCCAAAACAUGGGUGCUGAAACUGGAUGAUGCUGAUUACAGGAUAGUUCUAGAGAAAGACACUAUGGAUGUAUGGUGCAAUGGACAGAAAAUGGAGACCACGGGGGAGUUUACCGAGAAUGGAACGGAGACACACUUUGCAGUGGGGAACCGUGAAUGCUGCAUAAAAGCAACAACUAGUGGAAGGAAACGGAAUGGAAUAGUUCAUUCCCUACUGGUGGAUGGAAUCAGGAUAGAAGAGGCCAUUGAGUAAAAUGGAGGCUAAUAGAAUUCAGAUGUGCCAGACAUUUACCAACAGUGAGAAUUAGAUACAGAUGGCACUGAAAAGGUUUUUUUUCUGUUCAAUAAAUCCAGUAUGUUUGCAUUUGUUCAGAGUAUGGACAAGAACAUUUAAAGUUAUUAAAGGUCUUAAAGUAUCCCAUUUAUUAUAAAUAAAUUACACAUUUUGUGAAAAUGAGA
Rhinichthys klamathensis goyatoka is the source of this 1017-nucleotide messenger RNA. It is a transcript of the gene faimb, whose product is annotated as Fas apoptotic inhibitory molecule b. The transcript is spliced from 4 exons. Bases 344 to 811 code for a protein of 155 amino acids. NCBI's taxonomy places the organism in Eukaryota, Metazoa, Chordata, Actinopteri, Cypriniformes, Leuciscidae. The record is from RefSeq and is a predicted model, not a curated record. Gene Ontology annotation, biological process: positive regulation of neurogenesis; negative regulation of extrinsic apoptotic signaling pathway via death domain receptors; canonical NF-kappaB signal transduction.